UUCAUUUUUUUCUCCUUUGAAGGAUUAUGCAACAUAAAAUAAAAGGUGCGCCUUUUGGAAUAAUCCAAACAACAGCAAAUAAUCGUGGCAUACUAAAGUUAUAUCAUGAAAGCGAGAAUAAGACACCAACCAAAAUAGUCCUUACGAAUACCACCGUUCUUUGCACUCAUUCUAUUCCCUUUCACAUUUCUAUUCCUGAAUUCCUAUCUUUCAUUGCACCUGUAGAAACUCAUGUUAGCCACUAUAGAGUAAUAAAAGAAGCAAAUAAGGAUACUUAUAUGGUUUUGAUGAAAUUCAAAGAAAGCCAGGCAGCCAAUAUAUAUUUUGAGCAGUAUAAUAAUAGACGCUUUAGUUCUAUGGAACCUGAGACAUGCCAAGUUCUUUAUGUAGAAUCAGCUGAAACAGAACAAGAUUCAGAACCACUGUUUAUACUAGUUAGCCCAGAAGAAACGUGUUCUGUGUGUUUAGAGCCGCUUGGUGAAAGUAAAUCGGGGAUAUUGACCAUUCUCUGCCAGCAUACAUUCCAUUGUCACUGCUUGCUCAAGUGGAAAGAUGGUAGCUGCCCAGUUUGCAGAUAUUCACAAAAGAAAACGGUGACGGAGGAUGGAGGCGGUAGCCAUAAAGUAUUUCAGGAGACAGAAGAAAGGGUCAUUGGGCAAAGUGACGAUAAUGAUAAUGAGUGCGCCGAGUGCAAGACGAAGGAGGGUCUUUGGAUUUGCUUGAUCUGUGGCUAUGUAGGGUGUGGGAGAUAUCAAGGUGCGCAUGCUUAUAAGCAUUAUAGAGAGACAGAACAUAUAUAUGCUUUGGAUAUUGCUUCUCAACGAGUAUGGGAUUAUGUUGGUGAUGGAUAUGUGCAUAGGCUCGUACAAAAUAUGGCUGAUGGUAAGCUAGUGGAGCUUCCAGACAAUACGAGACCAGAUAAUACGGCUUUUUCCCAGCAGGAAAAGCUAGAAUCCAUUGCACUUGAAUAUAGCUAUAUGUUAACCACUCAGUUGGAUUCGCAGCGUAUAUAUUAUGAAAAUCAAAUAGACAAGGUUUCAAGCCAGCUUAUAAAAUUAACAACACAAUUGAAGCAACUGGAAAUACAAGCAAAAAAUGCGGUUGAAGAGAAUGAGUAUCUGGAGCAUCAGAUUUCUUUGAAAGCAAAAGAAGCUUCAAAAGUAAUGGAUGGCAAAGAGGUCGCAGAGAAGAGCUAUGAAAUAUGGAAAGAAAAGUUGGAGGCACUUAAGGAUCUAUGGUUAAAAGAAAAAGAGAUGACAAAUACAUUAAUACAAAGCAACGAAGAACUAUCCAAAAGCAAUGAGCUUGCAGCUAACAGCAUCUCUGAAUUAAAUGAUCAAGUACGCGACUUGAAGUUUUUCUUGGAAGCUAGGAAAAAGGUACAAGCAGAUCCAAGCUUAGAAGGCGGUAGCGUAGAAACUAGGCAAUCCUCGCGUAGAAGAAAAGGCAAACGAAGGCCAGAAGGACGAUGAGCUCAUUAGUGAUUCCACACAUAUUGUAUACUGCCUUCAGCUUUUGCUGUAUACCCAAUAAAAACAUGCAAAUUAUGCAGUGAUCGGAAAUAGAAUCUGUUUGUAUUUGACGUGUCUGUGGCUUGUACAGUAGCUUUUUGACUAAAAUACAACCAAACGAAGCACAAGGUAACGACCAAAUAUUCUUAUAAUAAAGAAUAGCUUUAGACACUCACAAUAUCUUGUCUAUAUUUUAUGGUAUGCUUACUAUCACUGGGCACGCCAUUGGCAUACUCGAAAGGCUGGCCGCAGUCUAGUUUUUGAUUGGUCAGAUUGACCGCUUGCAAU
Molecule: messenger RNA, 1799 nt
Organism: Rhizopus microsporus ATCC 52813
Lineage: Eukaryota; Fungi; Mucoromycota; Mucoromycetes; Mucorales; Rhizopodaceae
Product: zf-UBP-domain-containing protein
Exons: 5
Coding region: 27-1472 (481 amino acids)
Biological process (GO): protein ubiquitination; Ras protein signal transduction
Cellular component (GO): cytoplasm
Molecular function (GO): zinc ion binding; ubiquitin protein ligase activity
Source: RefSeq, a predicted model, not a curated record